Myxocyprinus asiaticus (Chinese sucker) is the source of this 1547-nucleotide messenger RNA. Its product is annotated as leptin receptor gene-related protein-like. Lineage: Eukaryota; Metazoa; Chordata; Actinopteri; Cypriniformes; Catostomidae. The coding region runs from base 132 to 524 and encodes 130 amino acids. Gene Ontology annotation, cellular component: endosome. The record is from RefSeq and is a predicted model, not a curated record. Gene Ontology annotation, biological process: negative regulation of growth hormone receptor signaling pathway; late endosome to vacuole transport via multivesicular body sorting pathway. The transcript is spliced from 4 exons.
AUAGAGACCAUCUGGUCUUUGGUGUGACUGCUCCUUUAAGGGUGUAUCAGGAUUAGUUUGAGUAGGAAAUAGGAAGUAAAUGCCAUUAACGUUUAGAACAAAGAUCUAAAAACAAAAGUCGUUUGUGAGUGAUGGCAGGAAUAAAAGCUCUUGUUGCGUUAUCCUUCAGUGGAGCACUUGGACUGACUUUUCUCCUUUUGGGAUGUGCACUGAAAGAGUUCGGAGUGUACUGGCCUCUGUUUGUCCUCCUCUUCCACAUCCUAUCCCCUAUUCCAAAUUUAAUAGCCAGGAGGCAUGCGGACGACACUGAAUCGAGCAAUGCAUGCAGAGAGCUGGCAUACUUUCUAACCACUGGCAUUGUGGUGUCAGCCUAUGGGUUGCCCAUUGUGCUUGCACGAAAAAGUGUGAUCCUGUGGGGGGCUUGUGGUCUGGUUAUGGCGGGUAAUAGUGUCAUUUUUCUGACCAUUCUGGGUUUCUUCUUGAUAUUUGGAGGUGGAGAUGACUUCAGCUGGGAACAGUGGUAAAGCCUGUCAGGAGGAAGAAAAAUAAACUAAUAAACUUUAAAUUGUUUCACAUGGCAAUGCUGAUUAGUUAAAUGUUCAGAAGUGAAGUUCGGUGGUUUAUGUGUUUCAGUUGAUGAAUCUCUGCCAUGGCUGCUCUGUUUCUCUGCUUCAUCUGUCCUUUAUUUCCUUCAUAUUUCAUGUUGACAACUGCAUGGCUCAGUAUAUACAUUGAUUUGCUUAAAAUUAAAUAGUUCUGCUGUUUGGACGUUCUUUUUUGUAAUAUUUUGAAAACCGAAUUGGUGUAACCAUGGCAGUAUAUAAAGUUUUUUUGUUGUUUUUUGUUUUUGGCUUUUUUGUUUUGUUCAAUGCCACUGUUAUCAAAAUGGACUGUGGCGUUAAGCUUUAACCCUCUUAAACUAUGUUUACACCAGAUUUACCAAAGCGGACCUCUUCCUACUUUUCAACUUCUGAAUUUUUGGUUUUCAUCCUCAUGUUUACUGUGGAUCUUAAAAAGAAGAAGAAAAGUUCAAAAUAUAUGCUAAAAACAAUCAUCACCAGCUUUCCUGUAAUUAUAUCAUUUUCUUUGUUUUAGUUACUAUAUUUGUAUUACAGUUGCAUAUGAUUCGUAUUAUUUCAUGAGCUCAAAUUUUCUCAAAACUGUCAUAAUUCUGUAUCAAAGCUUAUGAAACACUAGACAUGAUUGUUAUGUAACUUUAUUCAAUAUUCACUGUAUAGUAAACGCAAUGUUUCAGAUCCAAUUUCACUUGAAAUUGAGGAUGUUCAGUUUGUAUUAAUUUACAGUUUCACACUACUAAUGUUGUUACUGAAAUGUCCAUGUUGAUUAUAAGAUUGUGAUUUUAAUCCACUGUGUAAAAUCUUUCUUGUUUUGUUUUGUCAAUCAGAGGUUAGCUUCACUAACGUAAAAUCAGUUGAACAGAUAUAAGGGAUAUGCUAUCUUUUCUUUGGUGACCUCUGAGUCUGUUGUCAGCACUUUCAAUCAUUAUCCAUUUGAUUAUAUGAAUUAAAACACUAGAUUUUUCUUUU